Molecule: messenger RNA, 2031 nt
Organism: Dissoconium aciculare CBS 342.82
Lineage: Eukaryota; Fungi; Ascomycota; Dothideomycetes; Mycosphaerellales; Dissoconiaceae
Product: GMC oxidoreductase
Exons: 4
Coding region: 1-2031 (676 amino acids)
Biological process (GO): secondary metabolite biosynthetic process
Molecular function (GO): flavin adenine dinucleotide binding; oxidoreductase activity, acting on CH-OH group of donors
Source: RefSeq, a predicted model, not a curated record
AUGUUUCCCGCCAUACAGCUUCUAAUGGCUACGAUCCCUCUUCUCGCUUCCAGUCUGCCUCUUAAUUCACCUCUACUGCAAAGCUACGACUACAUCGUUGUCGGAGGAGGACCAGGUGGCCUAGUCGUCGCCAAUCGCCUCUCGGAGGAUCCUUCCAUCAAUGUUCUUCUGCUGGAAGCAGGUCCAGCAGACCGACGAGAAGACGCUGUUCAGGUGCCCGGACUGGUCGGCACUACGGUUGGUAGUUUGUACGACUGGAACCUCUCAACUGUUGCACAAGAGCAUUUGGAUGGGCUACCUCGCAAGAUACCGCAAGGUCAUGCUUUGGGAGGGGGCACCAUAAUCAACGGAAUGCUUUGGUAUCGCGGCAACGUCGCAGACUAUACGGAUUGGGUACAGCUAGGCAAUCCGGGAUGGGGCUGGGACGAUUUGCUGCCAUAUUUCAAGAAGAGUGAAACAUAUACCCCAGAGCCGUCGCCAGAUAUUGCACAACAAUAUUCGAUCUUUGAAAAAAGCGAAGUUCACGGCUUCCAGGGACCAGUCAACGUGAGUACUGGCCAGCAUGUUACAGCUGUCCUCUUUGAUGGCCGCGCCAUCCAGAAUGUUUCCUCGCCGCCAGGGACUUUACAUGGGCAAGGUCAUUCUCCUAUGGCUGGUGCUAGUAUGUUCGGCAGCGGCACGACUUUGAAUGUACCUGGCGGCCACGGAGACGAUGGCUCUCUGGGACUGAUACGCAGAAGUUUGCGACUUACGUCCCACUCUAAGAAGCAAGAUACGACAGCCACAGACCCUCGCCUGGUUGCGCGUGGCGUCGAAUUCGCCCCAAGCAUACAUAGUCCUCGAUUCCAAGUACAGGCAACUCGCGAAGUGAUUCUCUCUGCAGGCGCCAUACAUACACCGCAACUCCUCAUGCUGUCUGGCAUCGGGCCCGCUGCAGCACUCGAUCGCAUGGGAGUCUCUGUUAACAUCGAUCUGCCUGGCGUUGGUUCUAAUCUCCAGGAUCAUGCUCAAGUCUGGAAUUUCUAUCCAUACGGAAAUGACUCUGUCCAGUAUUCAGACAGUCUCCGAAAUGCGACCAUAGCUCGUUUGGCUUGGGACCAAUAUCGUUCCAAUGCUUCUGGUCCGCUUACAAGUACCGCAGUCGGUGGCGUUGCCUUUCCUGCUUUGCCCAUCGUCGUGAACGGAUCGACGGACAUUGCACUGAAAGCAAUAUCGCAGCCGCCGGAUCAGUACCUUGCACCAGGAACACAUGCCGAUGUGAUUGCUGGCUUCCAACGACAACAAGGUCUCAUGGCUACAGCACUCCUGGAUGGCAGCCGAGCCGCUUAUGAGAUCAUCAAUGGCAACGACGGUGUCCUCACCGUCUCAACGAUGAAAUCAUUCUCGCGGGGCAGCGUUUCCCUCAAUUCAACGCAACCUUUUGAUCCGCCUUCGAUUGAUCCCCGCUAUGGCAGCGAUCCAACCGAUGUGGCCAUCCUCAAAACUGCUCUUCAAUUCAAUCUCCGACUGCUAUCUACUCCAGCGCUGUCACAGCUACAACCGCGCCCAUUGUUCCCCUCGCCAAACGCCACCGAUGACGAACUCGAAACAUAUAUCCGAAGGCACAUCCAGACAGAGUACCACCCAAGCGGCACAGCUGCCAUGAUGCCACUCGAGCUUGGCGGUGUUGUCGACCCUGCUCUUCGAGUAUGGGGAACGGCGAAUCUUCGGGUCGUGGAUGCCAGUGUCUUUCCACUUCUACCUGCUGCGCAUCUACAAGCCGUGGUCUACGGCGUCGCUGAGAAGGCAGCCGACUUAAUCAAAGCCGCGCAGAUCGAUAGAUCCUCCAUGGCUCCACAAGUCCCUACCGCAGGAUCGCAGUAUGCUAACUCCAUCGUGGCGGUUACCAACACUCUGGGCAAUACAUCAGACGUUGUCGAUACGAGUGCUGCGGCAAUCACGCCACUGCCUGGUAAAACGUCAGAUAUGCCGUCAACAAUAUGGCAGACCCGGACGACAUUUGUGACGGUGUACGUCACAGCGAGUGCAUAG